GGACAGCUUUUGAGGAGAGAUCGCAAAGCCACAUUCGAGACAGAGAGAGACUGUUGAGAGAAUGGCGUCGGGUUGGGGAAUCUCAGGUCACAAAGGCCGAUGCUACGAUUUCUGGGUGGACUUCAGCGAGUGCAUGUCCCGCUGCCGUGAGCCAAAGGACUGUGCUCUCCUCCGCGAAGACUACCUCGAGUGCCUCCACCACUCCAAAGAGUUCCAACGAAGAAAUCGGAUCUAUAAGGAGGAGCAACGUAAGCUGCGAGCGGCUGCAAGGAAGCCCGAGGAGGGUAAAGAGAGUGUUGAUAAACAUCAUCAUUAGUCUGUAAUUGGUCAUCUUCUUCUUAGACCUGAGAAUAAAAAUUGUACCAAGAUGUAUUAUUCAGAACUUGAUUAUGUUACUCUGUUUUUUGUUUCUUCUGGAUGCUGUGCACUUCCUUGGCACGGGCAAUGAGACAAAGAUUAAAGAUAAAACUCUUUUGC
Messenger RNA from Juglans microcarpa x Juglans regia, 477 nucleotides. Its product is annotated as NADH dehydrogenase [ubiquinone] iron-sulfur protein 5-B-like. Gene Ontology annotation, biological process: mitochondrial respiratory chain complex I assembly. The record is from RefSeq and is a predicted model, not a curated record. NCBI's taxonomy places the organism in Eukaryota, Viridiplantae, Streptophyta, Magnoliopsida, Fagales, Juglandaceae. The transcript has 2 exons. Bases 62 to 316 code for a protein of 84 amino acids.